Messenger RNA from Pieris macdunnoughi, 2133 nucleotides. NCBI's taxonomy places the organism in Eukaryota, Metazoa, Arthropoda, Insecta, Lepidoptera, Pieridae. The record is from the annotation of a GenBank genome assembly.
AUGAAGGGCAAAACGCUGGGGUUAACGCCUAUACUCAUACUUCUAUUGCAGUCUACACUAGUCUUAUGUCGAAUCGCAUUCGAAAAAUUAACCGAUGUCGACUUCCAAGGGACUGCGUACUAUACCGUACGGAAUCUAUCGCUAUAUGAAUGUCAGGGUUGGUGCAGAGAGGAACCAGAUUGUCAAGCUGCUGCAUUCAGUUUCGUGCUAAAUCCUCUCACUCCAGUGCAAGAAACCCGGUGUUUGCUACAGAACGACACACAAGCAAACAACCCUAUGGCUUCACCACAGCGUUCAGUAAACACUUACUACAUGGUAAAGUUGCAAGUACGGACAGAGAGUGUUUGCUUGCGGCCAUGGGCGUUCGAGCGAGUGCCGGGCAAAGCCCUCCGAGGUUUGGACAAUACUAUAAUCUACACUUCCACAAAAGAGGCCUGCCUCGCAGCCUGUCUCAAUGAGAAAAAGUUUCCGUGUAGAUCAGUGGAGUACGAAUAUGGAGGUAUGAGAUGCUCUCUUAGUGAUUCAGAUAGACGAACCGGACAACACUUUGUACAACUUGUUGAUACUCCAGGAACUGAUUACUUUGAGAACUUAUGUCUGAAGGCGACACAAGCAUGCAAGGGCCCUCGAGUGUUCACAGCACCUCGUGUGGGAGUAGCUGAAGAUAAAGUCUCCCAAUAUGCUGGACUGCAUUAUUACACCGACAAGGAACUGCAGGUAACAUCAGAGUCUGCGUGCCGUCUGGCUUGUGAAAUAGAGUCGGAAUUCCUAUGCAGAUCUUUCCUAUACCUUGGAGCACCCCAUUCGUCAACAUACAACUGUAGAUUAUAUCAUUUGGAUCACCAUACUCUGCCUGAUGGACCAUCAGCCUACCUCAACGCAGAAAGACCACUUAUUGAUGAUGGCGAACCGAUCGGAAAAUACUUUGAAAACUUCUGUGAGAAACCAUCUGCAAAUUCUAACCCAAGUGGAGAGCUACCAGUAACAAUCGAACACCAGCAGGACCUCAACAUGGCUAGCAACUUGACUCGCAACGACGCUAAUUGCGACAAAACCGGCACAUGUUAUGACGUGUCGGUCCUUUGUAAGGAUACUCGCAUUGCCGUGCAAAUUCGCACGAACAAACCCUUCAAUGGCAGAAUAUACGCCCUAGGCAGAUCCGAGACUUGCAACAUUGAUGUUGUUAAUAGCGACCAGUUCAAACUAGACCUGACAAUGGCCGGACAGGAUUGUAACACACAAAUUAAAACACAUGGGGGGGGGAAGGAAACUGGAGUGUACUCAAACACUGUAGUUCUUCAACAUCACAGCGUAGUUAUGACGAAAGCUGACAAGAUAUACAGGGUGAAGUGUACGUACGACAUGACUUCAAAGAACAUCACCUUCGGAAUGGUGCCCAUACGGGACCCAGAAAUGAUCUCAAUCACUGCCGCACCUGAAGCACCUCCACCACGCAUACGUAUCUUGGACGGUCGCCAACGCGAGGUGGAAACUGUACGCAUUGGAGACAGGCUUACCUUCCGCAUCGAAAUCCCAGGAGAUACUCCUUACGGCAUUUUUGCGCGUAGCUGUGUCGCAAUGGCAAAAGAUUCCAAGAGCACCUUCCAAAUCAUUGAUGAAAAGGGAUGUCCCGUGGACCCAUCAAUCUUCCCAGCAUUCAUUCCCGACGGUAAUGCCCUUCAAUCAGAGUACGAGGCCUUCAGGUUUACGGAAUCUUAUGGAGUUAUUUUCCAAUGUAACGUCAAAUACUGUCUUGGUCCUUGCGAACCUGCGGUGUGCGAGUGGGGAAGAGAAUCUAUCGAAUCAUGGGGCAGAAAGAGACGUUCGUUGCCCGUCAAUGAGACAGAUGAAGCGGGUACUCAGGAAGAAGAUAUGAACAUCUCCCAAGAGAUUCUCGUCCUUGAUUUCGGCGAUGAGAGGCAGAGCACUGACUUCCUACGCUCUGAUAAACCAGGUGGUGUUGCGUCAGAGGCUAACUUUGGAGAAAAAACUGUGACCAUUGUGGAGCCGUGCCCCAGUAAAGGAUCAGUUCUUCUGCUAGGAGUAGCCUGUGCGUUACUGGUUCUUCUCUACAUCGCAACAAUCUUCUGCUACUACAUGCGUAAAUGGCUCGCUCCUCCCAAGCAUUUGUAA